AUGACAACGAGUCUUCCAAAUAUUGAUAAUAUACAAGACACAUCAGCUUUUAAUGAGCGUGCCUUCGUACCUCAUGAAGCUUUGGCCAACAACGAUUUUCAAGUUUACAACGUUUGUUGUAAGGAAUUAACCUUAAAUGAAUUAUAUUUAUGUUCAAAAAAUGCUG
Molecule: messenger RNA, 166 nt
Organism: Funneliformis geosporum
Lineage: Eukaryota; Fungi; Glomeromycota; Glomeromycetes; Glomerales; Glomeraceae
Source: the annotation of a GenBank genome assembly